AUGAAACGUCCAGUUAGCCUCGAAGACCACAUCAUACGAUUCAUUCUCGUCAAGCAAAGCGAGAAUAGCCACCGCUUGGUCCUCCGACUUUCACACGCCCAGUACGAUCGCAUAAGUCUGCCUAGCAUCCUACAAGUUAUCAAAGCCGCCUACAAAGGCACCACACUCUCGAGCAGCAAACCUACUCCACCUUCAUCUACAGUAUCCGCACACAAGACUCCCGCCAAUCCGACGCAUACUAGACCACGCUACUCAAAGACUCGCACAUGCACCACCUUCGCCACCACCGUAAAAGCCGCCUGGGCCCUCGUCCUCUCCUCCCUCGCAUACACACCAGAUACCGUCUUCGGCCAGGUGAUAUCAGGGCGCAUCGGCUCCCUCUCCGCCAUUCACGACGUUGUCGAGCCCAGCCUGAACAUUCUCACCGUGCGCGUGCCCUUGCAACAUACCUGGACAAACGCCGAUCUCUUACGCUUCAUCCAAAACCAGCAUGUCGCGAGCAUGCCGCACGAAAACUACAGCAUGCGUUCCAUCAUCGAGCGCUGCACUGCGUGGCCGGAAGCCACGCGCUUCAGCUCCAUUCGCCAGCAUACCAACUUCGGGAAGCAGUUCUUCGGGGAGGUACUAAGCGCGAGUAGGGAGAGCGAGAUGAUGGGAUCCAGUCCGCCGCACGAUGUUGCAGAUGUGUGGAUUUGGACGAGACCGGUGAGAGGGGGUGUUCUCGGUUGA
Molecule: messenger RNA, 729 nt
Organism: Paraphaeosphaeria sporulosa
Lineage: Eukaryota; Fungi; Ascomycota; Dothideomycetes; Pleosporales; Didymosphaeriaceae
Exons: 2
Coding region: 1-729 (242 amino acids)
Biological process (GO): amino acid activation for nonribosomal peptide biosynthetic process; secondary metabolite biosynthetic process
Cellular component (GO): cytoplasm
Molecular function (GO): phosphopantetheine binding; catalytic activity
Source: RefSeq, a predicted model, not a curated record